Molecule: messenger RNA, 1047 nt
Organism: Ruditapes philippinarum (Manila clam)
Lineage: Eukaryota; Metazoa; Mollusca; Bivalvia; Venerida; Veneridae
Exons: 3
Coding region: 18-329 (103 amino acids)
Source: RefSeq, a predicted model, not a curated record
AACAAACGUCAUUCACAAUGCAUCGUACCAGUGUACUAUUGACAAUAUUGACACUAGCGUCAGUUUUGUUUGGAAAUUGUCUGUUGAAGGAUAUAAGAAAUGUUCAAAGUAUAUCGACUAGGGAUAAAAGAAAUAUAUGCUCAAGAAAUACACCUUGUAAAUAUGUGAUAUGCCUGCGAAGAAUCCGCAAUGAGACCUCUUGCUCGUUUGUGCCACUACUUUUCGACAGCAAUUGUGUUUGUCCACCAGAACAGAUUUGCUCCAUAAAUACAGACAUGUCGGAACUAAUUCCACCGUUCGUUUAUCGUUACCACUGCAGAAGCCCGUAACAAAUAUCUUGAGUUUUAAAUAUUCUACAUAGUUCGACAUAUCAAAAUCAAAUUACGAAAGACGAUAUAUAUAAAUAUAUAUUUGUCAGACGGCAAUUGGAAACCAUGUAAAAUAAAAAGUCAAAUGUCAUUUUAAAAAGGAUACCACAGUCAGGUGGUAAAAAAAUAAAUUGAAAAAAGCAACAUGUUUUCUAACGGCCAAAUCAAGUGAUAUAUAGACAGGUUAAGUUAUUCAUAUAAAUAGAUUAAUUAAAUCCUUUGGCUGAUGUUGAAGGUCAAAUGUGACCAAAUCAAUAUUAGUAUUUGUAACCAAAGACGUUUAUAAUAUGGACAUUGUUUUGUUUUGUUUUCUCCUUCCCUUUUAUUUUCUGUAACACUAACAACAAUAUAUUCUGCAUGUUAAAUCAACAUAUGCAAAGUUUAUUUACAAAUGUUGAAUGAAUGCAAUCCACUGUAGACACCGUUUUAUAUGUACGAGCACUUUAUUUUUUUUUCUCUUCCUCAUGUACACUGAUAUAUGCAAAUUAAAUCUUUAUAAUGGCGAAUAGAGUGUAUACAUGUAUCUCUUUGAAUGAAUAUGCACUGUAAUGCAAAUAACAAUACAAUCUCAUAGAAAAGAAUGUCAUGUCAAAGAAUGACGAACAAUGUCGAAGAAUGCAACAACGAAAUGACAUAACUACCAGCUCAGAAAAAAACCUUAUGUUCUGGAUCUUUAUAA